This is a messenger RNA of Penicillium riverlandense, 1281 nucleotides long. RefSeq names its product acyl-CoA dehydrogenase family protein. The transcript has a single exon. The record is from RefSeq and is a predicted model, not a curated record. Bases 1 to 1281 code for a protein of 426 amino acids. Gene Ontology annotation, molecular function: acyl-CoA dehydrogenase activity; flavin adenine dinucleotide binding. Lineage: Eukaryota; Fungi; Ascomycota; Eurotiomycetes; Eurotiales; Aspergillaceae.
AUGUUGCCAGCAGUUCUCCGCCGGAGUGCUCGUUUCUCUGCCAAUUCCAGCGCAUUAGCGAGAGUUGCCUUCUCGCGACCACUUCACGUCCGAGCGACUGAAUAUCUUCCCACCAACCAGCCUGAUUUCACCGAGUCCCAGCGAACGGUACGCGAAGGAAUUGCCAAGAUCAUGCAAAAUUACCCAGACGAUUUUUGGCUCGAGAAGGACAACAAACAUGAAUUUCCGCAUGAGUUGUCCUCUGACCUUGCAAAAAAUGGAUGGCUCGGCAUAUGCAUGCCUUCCGAAUAUGGUGGAUCCGAGAUGGGCAUUUCCGAAGCUACGGUCAUGAUGCAGACUAUCGCCGAGUCUGGUGCUUGUAUGACCGGCGCCUCUUCGGUCCAUAUGAAUAUUUUCGGUCUUGAACCGGUCGUCAAGUUUGGCACCGAAGAACAGAAGAAGAGAUGGCUACCGCCGCUGAUCAAUGGUCAAGAGCGUGCGUGCUUUGGCGUCACUGAACCCAACACGGGGCUUGACACACUGAAGCUUCGAUCGUUUGCUCGUCGAGAAGGCGACCACUACGUCCUUAGUGGCUCCAAGGUCUUCAUCUCCACUGCGCAGCAAGCACAUAAGAUAUUGAUCCUUGUACGCACGACUGCCUUGGAACAGGUUGAGAAGCCUACCCAGGGUCUAUCCCUCUUCUACACAGACCUUGAUCGCUCAGCUAUCCAAAUUACUGAGAUUGAGAAGCUUGGCCGUGCUGCAGUUGAUACCAAUAUGCUCUUUUUUGAGAACUGGAAAGUUCCUGCGGCGGAUCUUGUUGGAGAAGAAGGCAACGGAUUCAAGACCAUCCUGCAUGGUAUGAACGCUGAGCGUAUCUUAAACGCAGGAGAGGCACUUGGAAUUGGCUAUGCCGGACUUCGCCGUGGUGCAAUUUACGCCAACGAGCGCGAGGUCUUCGGUCGCCCUAUUGGGAAGAACCAGGGAAUUCAACAUCCGCUAGCUAAGGCGUGGAUGAAUCUGGAAGCUGCUAGGGUUCUCACCUACCGAGCUGCCCAACUUUAUGAUGAUGGAUAUACAGGCGGAGAGUAUGCAAAUGCAGCCAAGUAUCUUGCCUCUGAAGCAGCCUUCAAGGCGUGUGAGACCGCGUUGUUGACUCACGGAGGUAUGGGAUACGCGAAAGAAUAUCACAUCGAAAGAUACUUCAGAGAGUCUUUACUGCCGAGGAUUGCACCAGUGAGCCGGGAAAUGAUUUUCAACUACAUUGGGGAAAAGGUUUUGGAACUACCCAGAAGUUACUGA